Messenger RNA from Esox lucius (northern pike), 1185 nucleotides. RefSeq names its product protein NLRC3-like. Bases 1 to 1185 code for a protein of 394 amino acids. NCBI's taxonomy places the organism in Eukaryota, Metazoa, Chordata, Actinopteri, Esociformes, Esocidae. The transcript is spliced from 4 exons. The record is from RefSeq and is a predicted model, not a curated record.
AUGAUAACUGACACAUCAUUAAUAUCAUCUGGGUUAUUUAUUUCAGAUGAGCUUGCUGUGAUUUACCAACAUGAUCUCAAAUCUAACCUGAAGAAGAAGUGUCAGUGCUUAUUUGAGGGUAUCGCUAAACAAGGGAACCCAACACUUCUCAAUAAGAUCUACACAGAGCUCUACAUCACAGAGGGUGGAAGUGGAGGAGUCAAUAAUGAACAUGAGGUGAGACAGAUUGAGACAACAACCAGGAAACAAACAAGACCGGAGACAGCAAUCAAAUGUAAUGACCUCUUCAAACCCAUUCCUGGACAAGACAAACCUAUCAGAACUGUGUUGACAAAGGGAGUUGCUGGAAUUGGAAAAACUGUCUCUGUGCAGAAGUUCAUUCUGGACUGGGCUGAAGGAAAAGCCAAUCAGGAUGUCCAAUUUGUAUUUCCCCUCUCUUUUAGGGAGUUUAAUUUAAUGAAAAGUGAUGAACUCAGUUUGAUUCAACUCAUCAAUCAUUUCUCAGUUGAAACCAAUAAAGCAAGAAUCUCUAACUACAACAAAUACAAAGUUCUGUUCAUCUUUGAUGGUCUGGAUGAGUGCCGACUGCCCCUUGACUUCCAGAACAACAAGAGCUGCUGUGAUGUGACAGAGUCAACCUCAGUGGAUGUGCUGCUGACAAACCUCAUCAAGAGAAAUCUGCUUCCCUCUGCUCUCCUCUGGAUAACUACCAGACCUGCAGCAGCCAAUCAGAUACCUUCAGGGUGUGUUGACCUGGUGACAGAGGUGAGAGGGUUUAAUGACCCACAGAAAGACGAGUACUUCAGGAAGAGAUUCAGUGAUGAGGACCUGGCCAACAGAAUCAUCUCACACAUAAAGACAUCAAGGAGCCUCCACAUCAUGUGUCACAUACCAGUCUUCUGUUGGAUCGUUGCUACAAUCCUUGAGUUCCUGUUGACUACAGAUGAUAAAGUAGAGCUGCCCAAGACCCUAACAGACAUGUACUCACACUUCCUUGUGUUUCAGUCCACACACAGGAAUGUAAAGUAUGAUGGGAAAAAAGAGACAGAUCGACACUGGAAUAAAAAGAUGUCUUCUGGAGCAUCUGACUGUGUGAGGAACUUAGGACCGGAGAACCAGUUGGUGAGCUCCAUGAGUUCAACAGCCAGCACUGAGUCACACGUCUCCAGCUGUGGGAAAGUGUGA